AUGAAGCGCUGGGCUACUGAGGAAUCGCUAGCAGAGGACAGACCUGGAAGGCGGCCUGUAGCAGCGGCGGAUACUGCUCAAUCCUACUUCCAUGGGCAUGGAUUACAGAACAGCGGGAAUGGAAAUGUUACGGUGGGGCGGGAUUUCAACUUAGGCAAUUGGACAGACAAGCGCUUUGACUGUCAACGCGACCUUUUCGUGACAAAUCCGUCUGAAGACCGGAAAGCACUGAGACGCAGAAAAGGAGGCCAUGCUUCCGGCUCUUGCGAGUGGAUACUCCACACGAAAGAACUUACUACUUGGCUUGGUUCUGAACCGACGGUGAUGGUGGGCUCCGAGAGACAACCGGCCCAGGCCCUGUGGCUCCAUGGGAACCCAGGAACUGGGAAAUCAACCAUGGCUAUAUUCCUUACAGAGGAGCUGCCAAAGACAUUUUCCAAUAUGAACGGGGAAACGCUAGUCUACUUUUUCUGUGACUCUGGCUUCGACAAACAGAGGACCGCGACCUCGGUUGUCAGAGGACUUCUCCACCAGCUCAUUGAGCAGCACGAUCAGCUUCUAGAUUACCUCCUUCCAAGAUACCAUGAGCGUGGGAUAGAGCUAUUCAAGUCGUUCGACGCUCUCUGGGAAAUAUUCAUGACCAUGGUGGAUGAUCAGAACACGGGUCGAAAAUAUUGUAUCAUUGACGCGCUGGAUGAAUGCGAUGGAGAUUCGCAAAAGAUCUUAUUGGCACAACUUGAAGAAACUGUGCAGAGCCAGGACGCCUCGUCCAAUUUCCGGUUGUUGGUCACUAGUAGGCCAUAUUCCGAGAUACGUGAAAGCUUGCAAAUAUUCACGAACAAAGAUUUGGCUUCUUUCCCCGAAAGACAAGAGGAUAUCAAUCUUUUUAUUGAAGAGAAAGUCAAUUACCUGGCUGAAAGGAAAGGGUAUACGAAUAAAGUCAAAAAUCGAGUAUCCCAAAUUCUCAAAGAUAAAGCCGAAGGAACUUUCCUCUGGAUCGGUAUAGCGUGCAACGAGCUCAAGGAUAUUCCUUCAAACCGUGUCAUCAAUGUUUUGAAAAACAUACCGAAGGGACUUGAUUCGCUCUAUAAGACGCUUCUCGACAUGACUUUGGAACAGAACGAUAUUGAUGAUAUUCGACGCCUCCUAAGCUGCAUAGCUGUAUGUUUACGACCAUUGACUGUCUCGGAGCUCUCUGAAGCAUGCCAGCUGUACCAGGAGGAAGAAGACUUUGAGACAAGGCUACAAUUUACGCGCGAAUACAUCGAGUCUUACCGCUUGAUGAUCAUCAUUAAGGACGAGAAGGUACUUCUGUUACAUAAAUCAGUCAAAGACUAUCUGAUUGGGGCUUUCUUUAUCCAAAAACUUGAGGCACAUGCCCAGCUUGCUUACCGGUGUGUUGAUCUCCUCUUAGAGCCGUUCUGCAGCGCGAACGAAUCGCACACCGGUUUCUCGAAAUAUGCAAUUUUCUAUUGGACUGAGCAUGCGCGCAUGGCCGAGUUCAGUUUUAAGGUUCAGCGUCCCCAAGCGGAAUUUUUCCAAAUCGAUUCUCCUUAUCGGGAACGGUGGUUAGAGCAAGUCAGGUCAGAGCAGGCUUCAUAUCCAGUCCCGGAGAGGUUCUCCAUCUUCCACGUAGCUGCAAUUUGGGGAGUUUCCGCUUUGGUGGAUUUUGCCCUUGGCUUGGGAGCCCAGGGUUCAGAGGAUGCCACUCAUGCUGUUCACAUUAACUGUAUAGAUAGCGCAGGUAAAACACCCCUUGAAUAUGCUGCUAAGUGGGGAGAUCACAAUAUUGUUGCUGUCCUCUUAAGCCAGGGAGGAAAAAUUACCACACAGGUGGUGGAAGCUGCGACUGGAAACUUAUGGCAUGGCAAAGAAGUUAUGACAGUCUUUCUCAACCACUAUGAAGACCAUAUCACCAUCACCGACGAGCUGGUGGGAGCUGCGGCUCUGAAUCCCAUAAAUGGUAAAGAAGUGAUGGCACUCAUUCUCGACCGCAAUGGAGAUCAGACACCUAUCAAUGAGAUAAUUAAGGCAGCGGCUGAAGCCUUUUUGUGGAAGAACGGCAUAUUGGAAUUUCUCCUGGAUCGCUAUGGAGACCAGGUCACUAUCGCUGAUGAGCUGGUGAUGAUUGCGGCUGGAAACCCCACAAGUGGUGGAGAAUUGAUGGCAAUACUUCUCGAUCGAUAUGGAGACCAGAUCACCGUCACUAACGAGCUAGUGAUGGAUGCGGCUAUAAAUUUCUUAAGUGGCAAAGAAAUCAUGUCACUCCUUCUCGAUCGCUAUGAAGAGCAGAUAGUCAUCAACGAUGUGGUGAAGGAGGUGAUCAGAAAUCCAUUAAGUGAUAAAGUAGAAGUAUUGGCACUACUUCUCGAUCGCUGCGGAGACCAAAGAGUCAUCAACGAAGUGGUGAAGGAGGUGUUUGGAAAUUGUUUCAGUGAUAAGUUGGAGGUAAUAGCACUCCUUCUCGAUCGUUAUGGAGACUACAUCACCAUGACCCACGAAUUGGUGAAAGCUGCGGCUGGGGAUCCCAUAUACGGUAAAGAAGUUAAGGCACUCCUUCUCGAUCGCUAUGCAGACCGACCAAAUUUCAAACUAUUACUGACCGGGGGGCGGUCUAGAGGACUGCAUUUAAAGACUCGGAAGAAGUGA
This is a messenger RNA of Penicillium pulvis, 2649 nucleotides long. RefSeq lists its product as uncharacterized. The coding region runs from base 1 to 2649 and encodes 882 amino acids. Gene Ontology annotation, molecular function: protein binding. The transcript is spliced from 2 exons. NCBI's taxonomy places the organism in Eukaryota, Fungi, Ascomycota, Eurotiomycetes, Eurotiales, Aspergillaceae. The record is from RefSeq and is a predicted model, not a curated record.